AAAGAAAAAGAGUAUUUCAACAUGUCCUGUCCUGUUUGAACAUGGACAGAAGCAGAAAGCUUCUCCCAGAUUUUGUGAGGCAGUUUUCCAUGGAUCGAAGCUGUGAGUGGACACCCGAAACUCCCGGGGACUUAGCUUGGAAUUUCCUGAUGAAAGUUCAGGCGUUAGACUUGACAGCCAGAGAUUUUAUCUUUAGACGAAAGAUGGUGGAUGAAGAGAACAAAGAGGAAGUUCUGGCUGGAAUAGAGAAUUUAGAAGUUGGAGACCUACAAACCAUCAACCCCCUUGAUGUCCUUUGUGCUUGCAUGCUUUGUUCAGAUAGCUCUUUGCAACGUGAAGUCAUAUCAAACAUGUACAGAUGCCUGUUUGCCCUUCCCCUGCUACUGCCAGAUGCAGAAAACAACAAAAGCAUCUUAAUGAUGGAGGCCAUGAAAGACUUAAGGUGCCCCCCAGUGCAGUCCUCGGGAGGGCCCCCGAGGACUGCAUUUCUGAGUCUCAUGAAGAUGCCCGUCAUCUCUUUUGUGCGACUAGGGCACUGCAGCAUCUCCAAGUCCAGAAUCCUUAAUGCUCUGCUCAGCUCCUCCCGAGAGAAACCACACAAAAUUUUUCUCCAUCAGGACCCGUCUGCUCCUGUGCUUCCUCGGCAGAUUUCUGAUGGCCUCGUAGAGGUUACAUGGUGUUUUCCUGACAGCCAGGAACGAAAGGAAAGCCUUCAUGUUUUCCAGAAACCUGUCGCUGUGGCCAACCUUCGUGGUGAUCUAGAAAGCUUUUGGAUGCAAUUUGGUUUUCUGGUGGAAGUUUCCUCAGCCGUGUUCUUCUUUACUGACUUCCUUGGUGAGAAGGAAUGGGAACUGCUAAUGUUUUUAGGAGAAGAUGCCAUUGAGAAGUGCUACUUUGUCCUCAGUCCCCAGGCCAAGGAGAGUGAAGAGGCUCAGGUUUUCCAAAGGAUCCUGAAGCUGAAGCCAUCACAGCUACUGUUUUGGGAAGUAGAGGAAGCUGGGGAUAGAAGGAAGACUAUGGAGGGCCUGCAAGCUGCUCUCCAGGAAGUAAUGUCCUCUUCACUCCGAUGUGUGUCCCUAGAAGAUAUGGCCUCUCUGGCCAGGGAGUUGGGGAUUCAGGUAGACCAAGACUUUGAAACCACUCAGGAUGUUCAGGCUGUUGCAACAGCAGUUGAAGGUGAGAACCAACAGCCUCAUAGUCAGACAAAAAGCCCAUCUGAAAGCCGAGCUCAGAAGCCAGUCAGAGAGCCUGGGGCUCAAAGUGAGGUCAGCCAGAAUAUUCAGAAUUUUCACCAGACUCCAGUGUACAUGCCUUCUCCAGUACACCCAUGGCCCUUGCCUAUCAGGGCCAGGAGUAACUUUUACCAUGUUUCCUUGAAAGCCCCCUGGGUUAUGAGCCCCCACUUCGGACCACAGCAGAGGGCUAAGUGGUUCUCUUCUUUACCCAAUCAGAAUAUAAGAUUUCACAGUGGAGGGAAAAACUUCUGUAUUCAGUACUUUCAACCCUGGAGAUUUUAUGCAGGGGAAAGGUUCAUGAAGUUUCCUGGAACUUCUCGGGGGUACUGCUUGAGUGGAACAUCUGGGAAAUCAGAAAGACAGACUCUUCAUGUACGGACCCACCUUGAGAGCUUACAGACAGUGAGAACUCCUCAAAAGUCUGGGAGAGUGGCCUCUCAGGUAGGUCAUUCACAAGCAAUAAAAGCAGCAGGGAAACCCCAGCCAGUGAAAGCCUGUGCCCAGGUGAUGCAGCUGACUGAAGCAAGGGGAAAAUACAUGAGGGCAUCAUCUCAUAUUAAAUAUUCUCACCCUCAGACCAGUCAGCUCGCAGGAGCCAUUCAAGAACGAACAAUGCUUGCUUCUCAAGGAUCCCAACGGAUAACACAGGGAAGACCUUCAGAUCCAGCUUUUCAACCAGCAUCUCAGUCCACAUCUGGGACAAAACUUUCAUCUACCUCCCAGUUCAACUCCCAUCAACCCAUAUUCCAGAUCAAAUACUUCCAGCCUAAGCCCUCUCAACCUGUACCUUCUCAGAAAAAAAUGUCUCACCCCCAGUCCUCCCAAGCUAAACCCACUCAUCCCCAGGUCUCCAAAACUAAACCCACCCAUCUACAGCCCUCCCAAGCUAAACCUGCCCAUCCUCAGCCCUCCCAUGCUAAAUUCACUCACCCCCGGUCCUCCCAAGCUAAAACCACUCACCCCCAGGCCUCCCAAGCUAAACCCACU
Molecule: messenger RNA, 2222 nt
Organism: Psammomys obesus (fat sand rat)
Lineage: Eukaryota; Metazoa; Chordata; Mammalia; Rodentia; Muridae
Product: caspase recruitment domain-containing protein 6-like
Exons: 1
Source: RefSeq, a predicted model, not a curated record